Neomonachus schauinslandi (Hawaiian monk seal) is the source of this 3195-nucleotide messenger RNA. RefSeq names its product PDZ domain containing 7 (gene PDZD7). Lineage: Eukaryota; Metazoa; Chordata; Mammalia; Carnivora; Phocidae. Gene Ontology annotation, cellular component: stereocilium tip; plasma membrane; stereocilia ankle link complex. The record is from RefSeq and is a predicted model, not a curated record. Gene Ontology annotation, biological process: sensory perception of sound; auditory receptor cell stereocilium organization. Gene Ontology annotation, molecular function: protein binding.
AUGGCGCAGGGUUUUGCAGUGGGCUUCGACCCACUGGGCCUCAGAGACCUCAGCUCGGGCUCCCUGAGCUCCCUCUCCUCCCGCGGCCACCUGGGCAGCGACUCGGGCUCCGCAAUGCGAUACCUGCUGAAGAAGCAGCAGCGGCUGCUGAACGGGCCCCCCCGCGGAAUCCGAGCCUCCUCGCCCAUGGGCCGCGUCAUCCUCAUCAACUCCCCCAUCGAAGCCAACAGUGAUGAAAGCGACAUCAUCCACGCUGUCCAGGUGGAGAAGAGCCCAGCAGGGAGACUGGGUUUCAGUGUGCGGGGCGGCUCUGAGCAUGGCCUGGGCAUCUUCGUCAGCAAAGUGGAGGAGGGGAGCAGUGCAGAGCGGGCUGGCCUGUGCGUGGGGGACAAGAUCACGGAGGCGAACGGGCUGAGCCUGGAGAGCACCACCAUGGGCAGCGCCGUGAAAGUGCUGACGGGCAGCAGCCGCCUGCACAUGAUGGUGAGGCGCAUGGGCCGCGUGCCGGGCAUCAAAUUCUCCAAGGAGAAGACCACGUGGGUGGAUGUCGUGAAUCGGCGGCUGGUAGUGGAGAAGUGCAGCUCGACACCGUCCGACAGCGGCUCGGAGGACGGGGUGCGGCGCAUCGUCCACCUCUACACCACGUCAGACGACUUCUGUCUGGGCUUCAACAUCCGUGGGGGCAAGGAGUUUGGCCUGGGCAUCUAUGUGUCCAAAGUGGAUCAUGGUGGGCUGGCCGAGGAGAAUGGCAUCAAGGUGGGGGACCAGGUCCUGGCGGCCAACGGUGUCAGGUUCGACGACAUCAGCCACAGCCAGGCCGUGGAGGUGCUGAAGGGCCAAACACACAUCAUGUUGACUAUCAAGGAUACUGGCCGGUACCCUGCCUACAAAGAGAUGGUUUCUGAGUACUGCUGGCUGGACCGAUUGAGCAACGGGUCGCUGCGGCAGCUGUCCCCCGCCUCGGAGAGCAGCUCCAGCGGCUCCUCCUAUGCCUCCAGCGCCCCCUGCAGCUCGGCCGAGGGCUCCCUGCCCUCCCAGCGCCUGGAUGGCGGCCUGGGGCUUGACGAGCCGCACAGUCGGGGCCCAGGCUGGGGGCGGGCGGACACAGCCAUGCAGACGGAGCCGGACAUGGGCGGCCGCGUGGAGACCUGGUGCAGUGUGAGGCCCACCGUCAUCCUCAGGGACACAGCCAUCCGCUCCGACGGCCCCCGGCCCGCCCGCCGCCUGGAUUCUGCGCUCUCCGAGUCCCCUAAGACUGCUCUGCUGCUGGCCCUGAGCCGACCCCGGCCCCCCAUCACAAGGUCCCAGAGCCACCUGACCUUGUGGGAGGAGAAGAAGCAGCGGAAGAAGGAGAAGUUGGGGUCCUCUGGGGAAAAGGGGGCCCUGCAGCGCUCCAAGACACUGAUGAACCUCUUCUUCAAGGGAGGGCGGCAGGGCUGGCUGGCAGGGCAUGGGCACAGAGAGGCCUGGACGCUGGACGGAGGGAGCCCGGCCAAGCCCCGCCCUCGCCUAGACCUGGAGAAAGCAGGGGCAGUGGGGCCUGUGCAGAAGUUUGUCACCUGGAGACUGAGACACAAGCGGGAGAGGGGCCCGACCCUGCUCUCUGCUAGGUCCGGGGGCCCCUCCAGCCAGCUGCCCGACAUGGAUGAGCAGGUGCAAGCCUGGGAGAGCCGACGGCCCCUUAUUCAGGACUUGGCCCGACGGCUGCUGACUGACGACGAGGUGCUGGCAGUCACCCGCCACUGCUCCCGGUACGUGCACGAGGGCGGUGUGGAGGACCUCGUGAGGCCCCUGCUGGCCAUUCUGGACAGGCCCGCGAAGCUGCUGCUACUGAGGGACAUCAGGAGCGUGGUGGCCCCCACCGACCUCGGCCGCUUUGACAGCAUGGUGAUGCCCGUGGAGCUGGAGGCUUUUGAGGCCCUUAAGAGCCGGGCAGUACGGCCUCCUGCCUUGCGACCAGCCCGGCAGGACACACCGCCCAAGCGUCACCUCAUCACGCCUGUGCCUGACAGACGUGGAGGUUUCUACCUGCUGCCUGUGAACGGCUUCUCGGAGGAGGAAGACGAUGGGGAACUGAGGGAGUGGCUGGGGGGCCUCCAGCUCUCCCUGGGUGCCUCUGCUCCCCGCCACCCUCAUAAAGGGAUCCCCCCUCUCCAAGACGUGCCAGUAGACGCCUUCGCCCCACACCGAAGCUCCUGCACACCCCCUCCCCAGCCUCCCCCCGUCGCUCCCCGGCCCCCAAGGCCUAACUGGCUGCUGACAGAACCCCUGACCCCAGAGGACCCUCGGCAGGGCCAGAGCCAGAGGCAGAGCCAGGGCCCUGCCCAGAGCCACAGACGCAGCUGGGGUCGAGGCAAGUCCCCCGGACGCAGGCGCUCCCCAUCCCCAGCGCCUGUCCCCACCCCCAGCAUGGCCAACGGGCGCUACCACAAGCCUCGGAAGGCCAGGCCCCCUCUGCCACAACCUGUGGAUGAGCAGGCAGCCAAGGCGGGGGGCCGUCAAGGCCCCUCCGAGAAUGGAACUGGCGGGACAGCCAGGGAGGCAGCCAAGAAGGCCCCUGGUGGGGAGCUGAGGACAGUCACGCUGUCCAAGAUGAAGCAGUCCUUGGGCAUCAGCAUUUCUGGGGGCAUUGAGUCCAAGGUGCAGCCCAUGGUGAAGAUAGAAAAGAUCUUUCCGGGGGGGGCUGCCUUCCUCAGUGGGGCCCUGCAGGCUGGCUUCGAGCUUGUGGCAGUGGAUGGAGAGAGCCUGGAGCGGGUGACCCACCAGCGAGCAGUAGAUACCAUCCGCCGAGCUUAUCGAAACAAGGCUCGGGAGCCCAUGGAGCUUGUGGUCAGGGUCCCCAGGACCAGUCCACUACCCUUACCCCCUGACUUGUCAGCCCUCACCAAUCAGCGCCUUCCUGCUGACCAUUCCCCUGCCCGCUGACCCCUUGAUGGUACUCCUCCCUCCCACUGCCUCCCAGAACCUCCCAUUAAUGCUCUGCCCACCAAUAUCCAGAUUCCUCCCACCGACGCCAGGCUCCUCCAUCGGACCGACAGCCCAGUCCCUUCUCUAGCCCUCCAGACUCCUGAUACUAACCCCAGACUCUCCCCACCUAUGCUACGACUCUUCCCCCUGACUUCAGAUCCUCCCACUGACUCUCAGGACCCUCCUGCUAUCUCCCAGACCUCACCUACUAACCUCCUCGGGACUUAG